Messenger RNA from Leptidea sinapis, 2129 nucleotides. Its product is annotated as ras association domain-containing protein 10. Gene Ontology annotation, biological process: signal transduction. The transcript has 8 exons. Lineage: Eukaryota; Metazoa; Arthropoda; Insecta; Lepidoptera; Pieridae. The record is from RefSeq and is a predicted model, not a curated record. The coding region runs from base 278 to 1543 and encodes 421 amino acids.
AUAGAACCUCUCGACGAGGAGGUUGCGCGCGCGCAGGUUUUACUUUACGCUAACGAAGUGCUGUGGUGGUUCUGUGUUGUGGAUUACUUGGAUUUUCGUUGCUGGAUUGUUUUUGGUGCUCGGAACUAAAAAAUCCUCUAGAGGGAAAGUCUCCGUCAUCUAAAAGAGGGAAAUACUAAAGUUUAACCCAGGAUUUGAAUAUAUUCAGAAUCUGCAUGUGAUGAUCCUCCAUGAUGGUCUGAUUGAAAUUUGGUCCUUCGAGCUGACGAUCUGAGAAAUGGAGGCAUCAUCUUCAGACUACAGCGACGAGGAAGUUGGCGUGAUUGCACGAGGGCAGAAGCUGUGGGUACGAGGGGUGCGCUCGAAUACUACUUGUGCAGACAUAGUCCGAGCUUUGCAGGACGCUCCUGAAGCCGAAUGCCUCAGCGAACCUGGUGAAUGGGUUCUAGCAGAAAGAUGGCGAGGUGUUGAGCGUCCGCUGCCACCAGACGUACCAGUGUUACAUGUACUUGCAGCUUGGGGAGAUGCUCGUCAUGAGGUGCGCUUAUCUCUUCGGCGACUUUCAAGUGGUGGGGAAGACGAUUCAGGGCGAGACAGCGACGGCAGCCGGAAGUCCAGACGACGGCGGAAGGGACACAGGACUGUUACUCCGCCACCACGAGCUAAGAGCGAAGACCCAGCAGUUAAGCUGGUUUCCGUUAUACAGUAUCAGAGUAGAACUAUACACCAGCAACUUGAUAAGCUCAGGGAACAAGAAAAACUAAUUGAUCAACUUGAAGAUCAAACCCACAAGAACAGAAUGGAGAAGCACGGCACCAAUUACCUUCUGGAGUCCUACCUCCGCGAUCUUGGGCGAUGCAGUGAAGUCAAUGAUAGCCAAGCAGCGAACAGCGACAGUGGAGUAGGCGUCGGAAGUGGAACACCUCCCCGAAGACAUACCAAACACAAAUCAAGAAGAGAAAGACAUCUAAUGAGAGAGCAUUACUUCACAAAAGAGCUUACGGACAUAUGCCAAGUUAAUUCUGAAAGACUGACACAAACUCACACUGAUACAGAUUCCGAAGGUUCUACUGACGAACUUACAAAAAUGCGUGAAGAGAUUGAACUGCUCGAGAAACUAGCCAUCAUAAACAAGAGACUUCAUAGAGAAGAGGAACUCGUCGUCAGACUGACUGCAAAAGUAAAGCGAUAUACAGACGAGAAUAAUGCUAACAGUUGUGAAAACGUAACACAAGUGGGAAUGCUUAUGGACAAAAUAGAAGAAGAUUUAGCAAAAAGUGCAAAAGAGAUGCAAGACAAUAUGACGGAGUUAGAAAGAACGGAUAGGGAAAUAGAAUACAGAAUGAAACUAUUAGACGAGCUUACAUUGCAGCUGGAAGAAGAAGAACUGCAGAAUACAAUACUGGAAAGGCAACUGAAUGAAGCGUCGAGUAGACAACCUAUUAUAUUACAAGAAAGUUAUAUUCCAGUUUUGGAUCAGAGCAAUAAUCAACCUGUCUUCACAUAUACUGGCAACGGAUAUGUUUUAGAUACUCUAGUAUGACAAAUAUAAGCAAUUAAGGUAACUGCUAAUUAGAUGAUGUAAAAGGAUAUGUAGAAGGAACAAUUAGUAGGGCAAUAUCCCUUCUCUUUUUUGGAAAUACAUCAUAAAGCUUCUAGCACGAAUGCAGUAACAUUUUCCUCUACAAUUCGCAGUUUUUGGUAGAAGCCAAAACUAACAGAAAACCUUGUAUACUUAUUAGGCUACUAAUACUAAACAAGGCAUAGAAACAAAGACAGUACGAAUCAAAGAAAUUAUUCCCUACAUCAGCUGCAUUUAGUAGUAGCAGUCUCUAAAUCAGAUGUCCUACAGUUAGCAGUUACUUUAACACUUUACCCAAAGAUAAUUUGAAAUUACCAUAUGCUUCCAUACUCGUGAUCCAAUUCCAAAAUGUUCCCCAAAAUAUAUUUAGUAUUAGCUUUAGAAACGGUGCUAAGAUUAUAUCGAUAUUUUUGUAAAUUUAAUUAAGAUUCUGUAUUUAUAUUAUCAAUACCAAAAAUGUACACAGACCACCAAUAUUUGAUGUAAAUAGUUAGAUGUAACUAGUCAAAUUGGCUAAUAUGACAAUAAAUAUAUUUUUUUUCUGUAA